CGUCGUGCUCGUGUGAGUCUGCGACCCCGCUCUACUCUUCGUAGCUCUCGUCCUCACGCUAACUAUAAAUACUCGCCCUUCCAUUUGUCUUUGCCACUCUCUCUCUCUCUGUCUCCAUAUUUCUCAGGACACGUCUUCGUUUUCCUCCUUUCUUCAUCCCAGACUGCGAAUCAAAGAGCUCAAAAGUCUGGCUUUUGGAUCACGUAAAGGCCCGGAUCUUGCCUUUCCAGCAAGCAUUGCAGCUUCUUCAAUGCCGCAUUUUUUGCUUUUUGUUUGCCUCUCUCUCUCGGUUCUCCUGUUGUUCUGAUUUUAGAUCCUUAAGGGUUGUCUUCACCAUCUCAAUCAUGUGGAGGUUCAAACAGUUUAUGCCAAGGGAACAUACUGGGCUGGAAGGCCGUGCUAUUGAUGUUGGCAACAUAAAGGUUCAAAUCCGGAAUGCAAUUGCAGAAGGUGGAUUCUCUUGUGUUUACCUUGCUCGUGAUGCCAUUCAUUCUUCAAAGCAGUACGCAUUGAAGCACAUUAUAUGUAAUGAUGACGAAUCUAUUGAGCUGGUGAUGAAGGAGAUCUCGGUGAUGAAAUCACUCAGAGGACAUCCAAAUGUUGUUGCACUUCUGGCUCAUACUAUUUUAGAUAUGGGCCGCACAAAAGAAGCAUUCCUUGUUAUGGAGUUCUGUGAAAAGUCUCUGGUUAAUGUAUUGGAGAGCAGAGGAGGUGGAUAUUUUGAGGAGAAACAGAUUUUUUCCAUUUUCAGAGAUGUGUGCAAUGCUGUAUUUGCAAUGCACUGCCAAACCCCACCCAUUGCUCAUAGAGACUUAAAAGCUGAGAAUCUUCUUUUGGGGCCCAAUGGCAUGUGGAAGUUAUGUGAUUUUGGCAGCACGUCAACCAAUCAUAAGCGCUUUGAAAGGCCUGAAGAAAUGGGCAUUGAAGAAGACAAUAUAAGAAAGUACACGACACCUGCCUACAGAGCUCCUGAGAUGUGGGAUUUGUUCCGAAGAGAACUCAUAAAUGAGAAAGUAGACAUUUGGGCUCUUGGGUGCCUCCUUUACCGGAUCUGUUAUUUCAAAUUUGCAUUCGAUGGUGAAUCAAAGCUCCAAAUUUUAAAUGGAAAUUACCGCAUUCCAGAUUUACCAAAGUAUAGCUCGUCCAUCACAGGCCUGAUCGAAGACAUGCUUCAAUCUUCUCCAGAUGCCAGACCCGACAUCACGCAGGUUUGGUUUCGUGUUAACCAGCAGUUACCUGUAGAGUUGCAGAAAUCAUUACCAGACAGACCACCUAGCAUGCAUCAACCAACUGUUGCCAACCAUGGUGAGGUAGGGAUUUCAAAUACUACAAACACAAACAGGGUUCCUGCAAUGCCUCGGAGGAGUCCUCCACCCCCUCCUUCAUCCAGAGAACAGGUUCAGAAUGUAUCACCACUAUCCGGUUUAUCCCUCAGUUCCACAGCAAGUGGAGGUGGGUCUUCAUUAGGGUCAUUCUGGACCACUCAGCACGCAAAGGAUUCACAUGUUUCUGCGAACAGGAGUAAACCGACCAUUCAUGUAGAAUCAAAUAUUCAAAGAACAAUGAGUCAUGGCCGACAGAAUCCAGAUAAACUUCAUCAUGCUGAGAAUUUUAGCCCUGCAAAAGUGCAGAACAUCCGCACCUGCUCUGUCAGGAAUCCACGUGGAGUCUCCCUCAAGAGGUUUGAUGAUGUCCCUUCCAAGGACUUUGAAAUAAGAUUUUUCUCGGAAGAUACAGGCCAUGAGCCCAAAACAACAAAAGUAUCAAAUUCCAGUAAUGUAAUUACCUUCCAAGAUGAGGCAUUCAACACUUUUGUUGCUGAAUUUGAUACCAAUAAACUUGACUUGGGAAAUAGUGGUAAUAAGAAUAAGAAGAAACCAGGGAAGGAAGAAGCAUUUGAGGCUGAAGUUGAUAGGCUGAAGGAGCAGUUAAAGCAAGCUAACACAGAAAAGGCUGAAAUAAAAUCCAAAUAUGAAAAGCUUUCUGCCAUUUGCCGUUCUCAGCAACAUGAGAUUCAGGAGCUAAGGCAAGCUCUGGCUGCUAAAACUGUACCAAAUAAAGAAGCCUCGAAGAAUCAAAAUUCUUUUGGAAACUGCCAGUCUAGCAAUCCUCCACAAAGGGAGAAGAUCGAAGGAACAGUGCGGGAACUCCAGCAAGGGAUUCUUGCCAGCAGUUCUCCUAUCCCAGACUCAAAGCCAUGGCGGGCAUUCUUUGAUGAAACCAAACCGCAAACUCCGCCAAAGAGUAGCAGUCCCAGAUCGGUUCGGACAACAAAUGGCCACCAGAAUAAACAAGCACCUAGUGGGCGACAUGGUCCCGAGACAUGGAAUUUUGAACCAAAUAGUUUCAAGGAAUUUCCCUCCAGUACUCAGGUAACACAAUAUGGUCAAGUGCUCAAUUUUCAGCUCGUUGCUGACUCAAAGAGCGUGGAAAGGAAGCAAGCUUCUCUGCCUGCUGGAUGGGCUGGUUUCUAACUCCAAAGUAUUUAUUUAUUGGAAAGUCAGCAAGCAGGUGUUGAUCAUUAUUUUAUUCGCGCUUUCACUAUGGUUAGAUGGGCUAUCAGAUUGUUUUCCAUGUUGGUUCUUUCAGUUUCAGGGGGGUAAAGAAUGAAAGAAUGCAAUGUAUGGGUAUCCGAAUUGUUGUUUUGUUUUUUGUGCUCUCUGGUACCGGUCCUAUGAGUACUGGAAAAGGAAAAGGAAGAACACAAACACAAAUGUACUCGGGUAUCUCAGGGCCAUCACCGGACGACAGAUGUAUAGUUUUUGCAUCAUAUUUAGUGGACAAAUAAAAACAAAAAAGAUGGUCUAUAUUA
This is a messenger RNA of Nelumbo nucifera (sacred lotus), 2812 nucleotides long. RefSeq lists its product as uncharacterized. Gene Ontology annotation, molecular function: ATP binding; protein serine/threonine kinase activity. NCBI's taxonomy places the organism in Eukaryota, Viridiplantae, Streptophyta, Magnoliopsida, Proteales, Nelumbonaceae. Gene Ontology annotation, cellular component: cytoplasm. Gene Ontology annotation, biological process: protein phosphorylation. The record is from RefSeq and is a predicted model, not a curated record.